CUCCGCCUUUUCCCAUCUUUACACUUGACAAUGUUCCAUAAACGAACACUGUUUCCGGAAUUUACGUAUUGACAUUUUUUUACGAAAGCGGCAGCCUUGAGUGGACUAGACGUGUGUAAAUGUUCUUUCCUUAUCGAUAGGAGGAAAUCAGCUCGAUUUUGUUUCCGUUAGAAAAAAUUCACUUUUUCUGGCAAAAAAUCGGGGCAACUUGUGAGCUAAUUGGAGUAAAACAAUGACGAUGACACACGUUGUGUCGUAAUUAUUAAAAGUGCACACUCGACGGCCGAAAACACUCGAAAUUUUUAUCCUAAUUCAACUACGUUGUAUUUGUGUGUGUGUUCAAAUUUAGUAUUUCAUAUCUCUGAACUUUAACUUGGUUUUGCAAUAAAUUUCGUAUUUUAUCGACAGUGUUGAUUUAUUUAAUGCUUCUCUCGAGGUGCCAAUGGACGUACCUGUUUCUAAAAAAUAAACAACAAAAUCGUUGGUCGCAAAAUUAUGAGGGAAAAACAAUCGGAGGACGUGAAUAAAUAUAAAUGCCGGAAAUCUGUAGUUAGCACAGUUGAUUUUGUUAUUCUUCUUUUUGGUGAAUCACACACAUUUUUAUGAAUUGGUUCAAUUAUGAACAAUAUAUAAACAUUAUUAAAAUGUUAUUUAUCGUUUCGAAAAUAUCUAGAAACGUCACAAUAUUUCGUCACACGCCGCUCUCGAUUAUAUUAUUGUAAUUUUUUUGAUUUUACCAUUCCCGACAUAUAUUUCUGGUUCGAUCGGGUUAAAUAAUAGCUGAACUUCCAAGUCUGAGUACUGAGCCGGUGUCAAAAAUGAAAUUGGCGUAAAUUCCCGGUAACGCCUAUUGACGAUAAUCUGUAAUAAUCUCGAGUGGGUUCUUCACGAGUGAUGAGACCCUGUAUCGAUGGUGUCAUUUACGAGGUACUCGCUGACUUGAUCGCAUGAUCUUGGCAUUUUGCCAAAAAAUAAGAAAAAGAUAUGUCUUCGCAAAAGGAACAGCAGCAGCAGCAGCAGCAGCAGCAGCAGCAGCGGCAGCACGAUGACGGCAUGCAAGAAGAGAGUCGAGUGGGGACGGAGCUUAUGCCACUGACAACAUUUAACGGGGAGCCCAACGACGGAAGCCCAGAACACGCGAUGGUCAGUCAAAGUGCAACCGUCUCGACGCCGGUCGACCGAAAGUUCCUCUAUUUGGCGGCAUGUGCAGCGAAUCUUGCCGCCUUCACCUGCGGCCAGGCCUUCGGAUGGACGUCCCCCGAAAUACCGAAGCUGAAGAGCUUGGACGACAACCCGCUGGGGACGGUGAUAAGUGCGAGUCAAGAGGGAUGGAUCGGAUCGUUUCUGCCGUUGGGCGCGGCCCUCGGACCUUUUGCCGCCGGAAUGGUGGCUGACAAGUUGGGAAGGAAGAAGACCCUGCUGAUCGGGACGACGCCGUUCCUGCUGACUUUCCUGCUGGCUGCGAUGGGCACCAGCGUAAACAUGUUUUAUUUGUCCAGGUUCUUGGCCGGUUUGGCCGUCGGCUGCAUCUUCACCGUUCUGCCCAUGUACAUCGGAGAGAUUUCCGACAACGAGGUCCGCGGACAGCUGGGUUCCUUCAUGCAACUCUUCAUCGUGGUCGGACUGCUGUUUUCGUACAUCCUCGGACCCUACUUGAAAUUUAAGACGUUCAACAUGAUUUGUCUGGGCGUUCCGACCGCUUUCUUGGCUUUCUUCUUCAUGAAAAUUCCAGACUCCCCGUACUUCCUGGUGUUGUCCGGCGACGAAGAUGCGGCCGUGAAAUCGCUGGUUCAGCUCCGCUGCAAGUCCGAAACGGACGUUCAGAAGGAGAUCAUCGAAAUAAAAGCGGCCGUCGAGGACGCCCAAAAGAAUCAGAAAUCCUUUUUCGACAUAUUCAAAUCGAAGGCGCUGACGAUGGCUCUGAUCAUUUCGGUGGGAUUGGUCGCUUUGCAGCAGUUCUCCGGCAUCAACAUAGUUUUGUUCUUCGCUCAAUCUAUCUUCACUGAUGCCGGAGUGUCUUUGGCUCCCGAACUGUGCACCAUUCUGAUCGGCGUGGUCCAAGUGGUGGCCAGCGCACUGACGCCCAUCCUGGUCGAGAAAAAGGGCAAACGUUUCCUCCUGUUGGUCUCCGCCGUCGGCAUGACUGUGUCUCAGGGGUCGCUCGCCUACUUCUUCUACCUGAAGAACGGGGGCCAAGACGUGUCGGGCAUCUCGUGGUUGCCGGUCGCCAGUCUUAUCGCCUACAUCAUCACCUAUUGUCUGGGCUUCGGGCCUCUGCCCUGGGCCGUGAUGGGUGAACUGUUCCCGGGAGAGAUAAAGGCGGCCGCCUCCACCGUAACCGCCGCCGGUUGCUGGGUGUUGGGCUUCCUCAUCACCAAGUAUUUCGGCACGUUGGUGGACAUGUUCGGACAGCACGGUUCGUUCGGAUUGUUCGCCAGCUGUUGUCUUUUAGCUGCCGCAUUCGUUUACAAAUUCGUACCUGAAACAUCUGGAAAGAGCGUCCAGGAGAUCCUGGACAUUCUGGGAGGAAACGCCAAAGCGUGAACUCGCACACGCCCACACAAUCGUUAUUUUGAACAAACACCAUACCAUGUGAUAUCUAAUAUUCCUAUCUAACAUGUAAUUUUAUUUAUUUGUUAUUGUUAAGUUUGAAAAAAAUUAUCUACCACUUUGGUCAUGACUGUGGUACGUUUCAGUACUGAAAUAUUAAUAUAAUGUAAUUUAAAUAUUCAGGCAAUAAAAUAUAU
Molecule: messenger RNA, 2747 nt
Organism: Aethina tumida (small hive beetle)
Lineage: Eukaryota; Metazoa; Arthropoda; Insecta; Coleoptera; Nitidulidae
Product: facilitated trehalose transporter Tret1-like
Exons: 2
Coding region: 985-2544 (519 amino acids)
Biological process (GO): transmembrane transport; carbohydrate transport
Cellular component (GO): membrane
Molecular function (GO): sugar transmembrane transporter activity
Source: RefSeq, a predicted model, not a curated record